CUCACGGACUGUGUCAUUUAAAGACCUCGGGUGGAGCUGUCGUCCUGACCAAUAGGAGCGUCGCAGCCACAUAAUCAGAAAGAGAGAAAGGGGAGCUCUCGCUGCACUUGGCAGGCAAAAAAAAAAAAAAAAAAAAACCUUUCAGUGCGAGGAUAACACUGAACUAUUUGUCGGAGUCGGACUCCAUUGGACCUUCUCCGUCCCCCUCCCCAUCCCCGCUGAGACUUCUGGACUACUCCUCUCGGUCCUCUCCUCACUUUCUUUGGAUUUAUCGCCGCAGAAAGGCGCGCUUCUCCUUUUUUGGAAACAUGUUGGUCGGACGCAAACCGUGCUGGAGGCAAUUGCAAGCUUCUUUUUUCCGACUGCUGUGUCUUAUCCCGACAGGAUUCCCCGUCCGCAGUGUGGAUAUGCAGCGGGCCACCGACAACAUCACGGUCCGCCAGGGCGACACGGCCGUCAUAAGGUGUUACGUUGAUGACAAAUUCUCCAAGGUUGCCUGGCUCAAUCGAUCAAACAUCAUCUUUGCCGGCCAGGAUAAGUGGUCUCUGGACCCCAGGGUCGAUCUGAUUACCAAAGGACAGCUUGAGUACAGCCUGCGCAUACAAAAGGUGGAUGUUUAUGAUGAAGGGUCAUAUACCUGCUCCAUACAGACUAAGCAGCAGCCCAAGCCCUCGAUGGUCUACCUCAUUGUACAAGUUCCAGCCAACAUCUACAAGAUGUCAGAAGACAUGACGGUAAAUGAGGGCAGCAAUGUCACACUCAGCUGCUUGGCCAGCGGCAGGCCGGACCCUCUAAUCACCUGGCGGCUGCUCAACCCCUCAGAGCCACUGGAUGGAGAGGAGUACCUGGACAUCAUCGGUAUAAUGCGAAACCAAGCAGGUCGCUACGAAUGCAAGGCCAGCAAUGACGUCGCCACGCCUGAUGUCAAAUAUGUCAACGUGAUCGUCAACUACGCUCCAACAAUAAAGAAAACCCAGAGCUCGGAGGCCCAGAUUGGCCGCAUGGGGUCGCUGCUGUGCGAAGCCACCGCUGUGCCCACACCAGAAUUCGAAUGGUACAGGGACGACAAAAGACUGUCCAGUUCCCAGAACAUCAAUAUUCAAGUUCUUGGCACUAGUACUAUUCUCAUGAUUCCAAGUGUCACUGAAGAGGAUUAUGGGAAAUAUACCUGUGUGGCCUCAAACCGACUGGGUGUCCAGAACGCCAGCCUCUUCCUCUAUAGACCCGGAACAGGCCGCGAUAUCAACGGCUCUGCCUGCGUCUCUCAAUCACUGUGGCUGUUCCUGGCCUGCUUUGCCUGCCUUCUCUUCAAGUGUUAAUACUUCUCCUUUUCUCCUCCUCCUCCUCUUUCCUUCCACUCGGCCUUUCAACCUUUCCUUCCUUCUGCUCUCCUCCUACUCACCGACAUCCUUACCGCUACCUGAUCACCGACCUUACAGCCCCCAGACUGUUUGCAUUAUUACAAAAAACCUUAUGUGCUGUCAAACACUGCUUAAAGAUAUUAUGUGUCGGGUCAUGAGUAAAACGCUAUAGAAGCAAGAAGAAAAAAAAAACAGAUAUGAAGGACAGAACAAGCAAACAGUGCUCUUUGAAAAAAAAAAAAAUGUGUUGCUCUUUUUAAUAUGUAUGCACUUCUUUGUUUCUGCUAUAUAUCUUGUCUGUGAGGUCUGGGUGAGGUUUAGGGUUUGUUGUACUUCUAUGUCUUAUGGAAUUGAACGCAAAGGUGCCCCACUUAGGAGGAUGCCAACAAUCAUUUGUCUUUAGAAAAUUCCCAGAACCGCGUUAUUAGAAAUUAAAUAUAAUAUUUUAUCGCUAUCCAGUGCGUUAUUGAGGUGCAAGAAUCUGCCAAAUAUGACACGGAGAGAAAGUCAAAGUAAGUUUCUGGAUGCAGCAUUCAUGUUUUCAUAUGGAGCUCCAGUAGAUACGGACAACAACAAAAUAAUUCCAUUUUUUUUUUUUUUGCACCAGGUCUUUAACGAGGCCCUGCGAUGAGGUGGCGACUUGUCCAGGGUGUACACCGCCUUCCGCCCGAUUGUAGCUGAGAUAGGCUCCAGCGCCCCCCGUGACCCCAAAAGGGAAUAAGCGGUAGAAAAUGGAUGGAUGGUCUUUAACGAUUGUGCACAUUAUUCUCAUGGCAAAUAAAAACUAGGUCUAUUAGGAGUCUCACGGAUGGGUCACAUGUUAGGUCCAUACUUGCCAACCUUGAGACCUCAGAUUUCGGGAGG
Molecule: messenger RNA, 2225 nt
Organism: Nerophis lumbriciformis (worm pipefish)
Lineage: Eukaryota; Metazoa; Chordata; Actinopteri; Syngnathiformes; Syngnathidae
Gene: lsamp
Product: limbic system associated membrane protein
Source: RefSeq, a predicted model, not a curated record